This is a messenger RNA of Dissoconium aciculare CBS 342.82, 1385 nucleotides long. Its product is annotated as mitochondrial phosphate carrier protein. The coding region runs from base 388 to 1098 and encodes 236 amino acids. Gene Ontology annotation, molecular function: phosphate transmembrane transporter activity. Lineage: Eukaryota; Fungi; Ascomycota; Dothideomycetes; Mycosphaerellales; Dissoconiaceae. Gene Ontology annotation, biological process: mitochondrial phosphate ion transmembrane transport. The record is from RefSeq and is a predicted model, not a curated record. The transcript has 3 exons. Gene Ontology annotation, cellular component: mitochondrial inner membrane.
GCUCGACGCUGUCAAGCAGAAGGUUGAGGCCGCCGUCAACCCCGAGAAGCUCUCCGGUUUCAGCCUUUACUCGCGAUUCGCCCUCGCCGGUGCUGUCUGCUGUUCCGUCACCCACGGUGCCCUCACUCCCAUUGAUGUGUAAGUUGCAGGAUCAGCUCGACGACUUCACCAGCUAGCCGGGAUGAAGAAUGAGAAGAGGAGGAACGAAGAUGGACAUCUCGGACGGCGCAUAAACUCUCUCUUCAAUCACGCAUUGCCAUGCUCAGCGGCUGACAUGUUCCCCGUUUCAGCGUCAAGACCCGUAUCCAGCUUGACCCCGUCACCUACAACCGCGGUCUCAUUGGUGGCAUCAGCCAGGUCGUCAAGAAUGAGGGUGCUGGCGCUCUCAUGACCGGUUUCGGACCUACCUUCGCCGGUUACUUCCUCCAGGGUUCUCUCAAGUUCGGAGGAUACGAGUUCUUCAAGCAACAAUCCAUCAACCUCGUUGGCUACGAGACCGCCAAGGAGAACCGUACCGCCGUCUACCUUGCCUCAUCCGCGGCUGGUGAGUUCUUCGCUGAUAUCGCUCUGUGCCCGCUCGAGGCCACCCGUAUCCGCAUGGUCUCCGACCCCAAGUUUGCGACCGGUCUCGUGUCCGGUUUCAGCAAGAUCGUCAGCACUGAGGGUGUCGGUGCUCUCUACUCUGGAUUUGGACCCAUUCUUUUCAAGCAGGUUCCCUACACCAUGACCAAGUUCGUCGUCUACGAGAAGGUCGCCGAGUACGCUUACGCCAACAUCUUCGACCGCGCCACCACCAGCGCCAGCAUGAACACUGCCAUCAACCUCGGAUCUGGUUUGAUCGCCGGUUUCGCUGCCGCCAUUGUUUCCCAGCCCGCCGACACCAUGCUCUCAAAGAUCAACAAGACCAAGGGUGCUCCUGGUGAGGGUACCGUCAGCCGUCUCAUCAAGAUUGCUGGUGAGCUCGGAUUGAAGGGAUCAUUCAGCGGUAUCGGCGCCCGUCUCUUCAUGGUCGGUACCUUGACCGCCGGUCAAUUCGCCAUCUACGGUGAUCUCAAGAAGGCAUUGGGAGCCGUCGGUGGUGUCGAGAUCGCCAAAUAAAUCAGCGGAGUAGGUCAAUAGACUCCCUGAGGUUAAUAGAUCUGGCAAACACCAAACUUUUCACGCGUUGAGGACUUUUUUAUUUUUGGCGAUCUGGGUUUACUGCUGCAGCUAGGAGACACUCUCGAGUCCGCACGAGUAUCUGGAUGGCGGCGUUGACUCUCUCCGGAAAGAAGAGCGGCGAAGCGAAAUUACCUAAUAUCUGGAUGGCAUAGACGGAAUAGAGAUGCAUCUGAGCUUUUUCUGCGAACUCGGACCUGUACACUAGGACAUGCAGCGCGCAGGCG